UAAGUUCACUACGUUAGGAUCGCCCAAAGUAACGUGCAGCAAGACCUACGAGAUUUUCGUAACUUGAUAUUCUUUGACUACCAAAAUAUAACCGUCUUGUUUUGAAUGCUUCCUACCCCGAGACUGAAUUUCGCGAGGACUCUGGUCAGAAUGGCACUGUAUCCUCCAAACGACACAUCCAAGCUCAUAUUCGCCCCCUCCGGGACGGAAUCCAACGCCCAAGCACCCCAAUUCACCGCCGGGCCACUCCACCGAAGCGACCUAGACCCCACGUCCCCAACGCGGCAGUUCCACGCCUGGUUCGCCGAGGCCCAAAAGGCGAAGACCUCCCCGUCGUCGUCGUCGUCGUCGUCUGGCGCCCCGCUCGUCGCGCACCCGGAGACCUGCACCCUGGCCACGGCGCACCUCCCCUCGGGCCGCGUCUCCGCCCGCGUGGUGUACCUCAAGGAGCUGGACGCCCGGGGCCGCUUCGCCGUGUACUCCAACUUCGGCACCAGCCGCAAGGCCGACGACCUGGCCUCCAACCCGCGCGCCGCGCUCGUCUUCUGGUGGGAGGGCCUGCAGAGGCAGGUCCGCGUCGAGGGCGCCGCCGAGCGUCUGCCUCCCGAGGAGAGCCAGGUGUACUUUGACACGCGGGUCCGGGGGAGUAGGAUUGGGGCGUGGGCUAGUCGGCAGAGCGUUGUGCUGGAGCCGCGAGGGGGGGAAGCGAGCAGCGGCAAGGUGGAGGGGACGGGGGAGGGUGAGAGUGAGAAGGAGAAGGAGAAGGAGAAGGAGAAGGAGAAGGAGAAGGAAAGGGAGGACGAUGGGCGAGGGCAGCUGGACGAGUGGGUUCGUGACGUGGAAACGCGUUUCGACGGCCAGGACCAUAUCCCCGUGCCGCCUCAUUGGGGGGGGCUGCGCAUCAUCCCGGAUAGGAUGGAGUUCUGGCAAGGCAGGGAAAACAGGCUGCAUGAUCGGUUUGUCUACGAGAGGGAGGGCGGAGACGAUACGUGGACGCUCAACCGGUUGAGCCCCUGAACUUGUUUGCGUACAUUUGUUUGUACGCUGAAGUUCCCUGCCUCGUUCUAUCCCGAAUAAGGUAUCUCCUCACACGUUCGCUGGAUGGCUUGGAUAUGCGGAAGAAGAAAAAAAAAGGAAUUAAAGGAAACAGGUAAAAUUAGAAAGAAAUACAUCCCGGGUAUAAGAGAUGACCAUCAGGAUCAAUAAUAGGGGGUAUGUGCGCUAUGAAAGAGGUAUCCUGCAAUGACGAAAAGCAAAAAUAGGCACCGUGGUCAAACUGGCACUGUCGUUGAAGCCAUUCCGCCUCGGCAAUGCCCAUCUCCCCAUCCAAGUACCUGAGGUAUGCAUGCAUGAGGAUACCAUGCUGCAAAUGAUAAAAACGCC
Molecule: messenger RNA, 1383 nt
Organism: Sodiomyces alkalinus F11
Lineage: Eukaryota; Fungi; Ascomycota; Sordariomycetes; Glomerellales; Plectosphaerellaceae
Product: pyridoxamine 5'-phosphate oxidase
Exons: 2
Coding region: 106-1017 (303 amino acids)
Biological process (GO): pyridoxine biosynthetic process
Molecular function (GO): pyridoxamine phosphate oxidase activity; FMN binding
Source: RefSeq, a predicted model, not a curated record